Molecule: messenger RNA, 3440 nt
Organism: Phanerochaete carnosa HHB-10118-sp
Lineage: Eukaryota; Fungi; Basidiomycota; Agaricomycetes; Polyporales; Phanerochaetaceae
Exons: 6
Coding region: 148-3246 (1032 amino acids)
Biological process (GO): calcium ion transmembrane transport; intracellular calcium ion homeostasis
Cellular component (GO): membrane; endomembrane system
Molecular function (GO): calcium:proton antiporter activity
Source: RefSeq, a predicted model, not a curated record
CGCAGCGUGAGCCAAGCCUCCCAGUGGUCUCCGUCUGACACUCCUCGCCACCAUCACGAAGGAACAUCUUACUUUCCCACCAUCGGCACCGGCGGAGCAUCGUCGCCCACCUCGAGACGCACGCACCAUCCGUACCUGCCGAGAACCAUGUCUAGUGCCUCUGUGAGGCGGCCGCGCACGCGCAGUACAAGCAUUGCGAGCUCGCGCGCUGCGGGGCGUGCUUACCGUGAUGAGGAAGGGAUGCUGAGUGAGGAGGAUGAGGACAUGGAGUACGAGAAUUCGCGGAGCGGAGCGGCUGGCUACGACCGCCACGAUGCGCACGACUCGGCUGCGGAGGACGAGGACGAAGAGCGCGAUGAGGAUCCGAUAACGGUCAAGGAAAGACAGUCGCUCAUCAACGUCGAGCACCCAUUCGGCCUGCCCAUCUGGAAGCCUGCGCUGUAUAAGAAGUCGCGCUCAGUGACGCGCUAUGCGGACCAGGCGUUGCAUUCCGUCCCAUCGGCGCAGGCGGAGCGUCAUCUACUCCCCGGUAAUAUCUUCUGGACCGUCGCCUUUGGCUGGUGGCUCGCAUUGGUAUGCUUCGUUGUCUCUGCUGUCCUACGGCUCGCUCCCUUCGGGGGUAAGCAGUAUGCCGCCCUCGUCUUCGGGCUGGGAUGGUACAUAGCUUGGCCAUUUGGCAAGUACGUCGAGGGCGACAUUGGCGCCGACCACUCGGACGAAGAUGAAGAGAGCCCUACGAGCCCGCAUGGUAUGGCAAGCGGAGACAAUUCUACCGAGACACUGACCCCCGGCGAGGCCGCCCUUGAGCAGCCAUCGGAUCAGGCCACGAUAACCGCUCGGACUGCUCUCCGCCACCAGGCAUCGAUUUCUUGGGACCCGAACAACGCACCCGCAGCUAACGAGGCCACAUCGCUUCUGUCCCGGCCAGCCCCUCUUACCCCUUCGAAGUCAUAUGGCGCAACGCCCUCGUCCACACUGGCUAACGCGGGAAAAGGACGCCCCUCCGGACUAGGGAAAGUCUUAUACUACGUCCUGUUCGGCGUGCUCAUUGCUCCCCUCAUGUUCCUUGUCUGCACGAUAUGCUGGGGUCUCGUCUUUACUGUGCCCAUGGCCAAGCUCACGUGGACACUGUUCAGGUAUAUGCUCCAACACCCCAGCGAUAUCCGGUUCUGCUCGGCUCCAGUGGUCGCCGUGGCGGUAGAUAAUGGGGCUGCCAAUACAGCAGAAGAGAACGGCCAGCAUGGAGGCAAUGAGUCUCACAUCUCUUUCAAGCAUGCCAGGCUCGCCGCUGGUCAGGCCGCGCCUUCUGGUUCCCCGACUUCCACCGUCCUACUUUGCACCUACCGCGCCUUUGGAUGGAAGUACUACAAAUACACCGUUGGCGGCGUCAACAUCAUGUUUGUCAACCUCAUACCGCUCGUGUUCCUCGUUAUUUUGGACGGAUGGGUCCUUCUUCCAUGGGCAGAGAGGCGCGAGCGUGCAGGGAAACACGUUCCUGCCUUCCUCGCUAUAAUCACAGCUCGGCCACUCAUAUUCAUUAUGAGUCUUGCCAGUGUCAUACCGCUAUCGUACUUCAUCGGCAUGGCAGUCGCUUCCAUCUCCGCGCAAUCUUCCAUCGGUAUGGGUGCGGUCAUUAACGCGACCUUCGGUUCAAUCAUCGAGAUCAUCCUCUACGCGAUUGCCCUUACCGAGCGGCGUGGCCACCUUGUGGAAGGAUCCAUCGUGGGUAGCUUGCUCGCGGGCGUUCUCCUCAUGCCCGGAGCGAGUAUGUGCAGUGGUGCUAUUCGGCAGAAGGAGAUGAGAUUUAACGCCAAGAGCGCUGGUGUCACCAGCAUGCUCCUGAUUAUGGCCUUUAUCGGUACUCUGGCCCCGACUCUGUUCUACCAAACAUAUGGAAGCUUCCAGUUGGUUUGCGAGGGUUGCCCUGAAGGUACUUCCCUCACGCGACCGUCGAGUCCUCCAUGGGUGUGCCAGCACUGCUACUACGAGCACCCAGAUCCUGUCGACGACCCAUUUUACCAAUCAACUGUCAAGUCUCUGAUGUUCUUCUGUGCUGCUAUCCUGGUGCUGUCGUACUUGAUCGGCCUUUGGUUCUCGCUGCGGACCCACGCGACCCAGAUUUGGCAGAACCCGCGGCAACUGCUACAUCCUUCUGAGAUGCCAAUCGAGCCUUCGAAUCCGCGUAUUUCUCUGUACCAGAGGCUUUUGCCUGGAAGCUUCCAAAAGCCUCCAUCGCUGCAUCCCAAGCGAAGCAUCAUCACCACCUCAGAAAGCAGGGGGCCAUCCCGUAGCCCGACCCCAGUGCCCAAAUCACGCGAUUACCAAUACCAGCCUCCACAGCAAUCCACUUCACAGGGUCAGAGCGGUAGUCAAAUUCCGAACACCCCUGCGCCCGGUAAUCGCAGAAUAUCCUAUGCCAAUCCGCCCGUAAUUAAUGCCCCGAACCUGACGCCUCUCCUUGAAAGUGUCGAUCAUGCCAUGCACGACCCGGCGGUCCAGACCCUGCAGCUCCCCGGCCACGUCACCUCUGACGACUUCACUCGCGCUGUCGCCGUUGCGACUGUCAGCGCGCUCCGGCACCAACAGAACCACGGACAUUCACCUGCUCGCCCACGCAUCAACUCAGAGCUUGAGGCUGCUGCUGCUGGAGGACAUGGCGGACAUGAUAGCCCAUCGUGGAGCCGCGCGACCAGUGCGAGCGUGCUCCUAGUGUGUACAGCAUUGUAUGCUGCUAUCGCGGAGAUUUUGGUAGAUGUCGUUGACGUUGUGCUCGAAGGCUCUGGCAUUGAUGAGAAGUUCCUUGGUGUCACCUUGUUCGCGUUGGUGCCGAAUACGACGGAGUUCAUGAACGCCAUAUCGUUUGCGAUAAAUGGUAACAUUGCCCUGAGUAUGGAGAUCGGUUCCGCGUACGCUCUGCAGGUGUGUCUGCUCCAGAUUCCGGCCAUGGUCGUAUUCUCGGAAUGGUACGCACCCGACAAGAUGGGUUCGGUUUCCGAUACGUUCACGUUGAUUUUCCCUCGCUGGGAUGUCAUCACCAUCAUCCUCUCCGUGUUCCUGAUGACCUAUACCUAUAUCGAAGCAAAGAGCAACUACCACCGUGGCAGUAUACUGAUCCUGAGCUACCUUGUCCUUAUCGCUGGCUUCUACUUUGCGCCUCAGCGCACUGAGGAUGACACACUCGUCGGCAACGUCCUCACGUCGCUUCCGCUUCUUCAGUCUUUCCGAGCCUUCUUCACACUUCGUUAGAUAACCUACUAGUGGAUAUCACUAGUGCGUCUCUUUCUCCAUAGCCACCCACUCAAUUAUUACGACCCCCGUUACGACUCUCCCUCUCCUCUCUUUUCUCAAACUUCGCAUCUCUCAUCCAAUUCACUGUGCCCUUUCUCUCGUCCCUUCUCACACAAGUCCUCACCAUUUGCCGCUUUGCGCUCCGCUUUUCC